UGAAGAGGAAAAGCAACGUCAGUUUGGGCAGCUAUGCACCGAGCCAGGACAGUGUGACAGAGGAGAGGGGAGCAGGGAUUUGGGCUGUGCUGCAGAGGGAUGCAGAGAGGAGCUGCCACUGCAGUAGGAGAGAAAGACUGAGACAGAGAGGGGGACUGAAGGACGGGUACCAGCCAGGAGGCUACAGAGAUCCAUUCUUAGACAUCCAACCUCUACCACAUCGUGGCCUGGCUGCUUGCCCAUGGGAGAGACCUGUGAGCAGGCAUGGACUCCAGACCAGAUGGGCAAGAUACUGCCAGGACCAGGGAUGGGAUCAGAUCAUCUGCUAUCCUCCUGUACAUUUCUCCCUGCCUAACACCCUCAAUUGCUGGCUGAGAUACUGGGAUUUGAGGGCCUUCAUGCCCCAGGACAGUCCGGGUAGAUAGAGGAGAGGGAGAGGAGGUGGGUCAGGGGAGACAGAGGAUAAGGAGGAGGCAGUAGCUGUAGUUUUUUGAUGAGGGCCUCCUAAAUUAAGUGAGUUGGAAUAAAGAUGUAGUGUGAGUGGGACGCAGAACAAGGAGUGAGCUGUGCUGCAGAGUGUGGUGGAGUGGAGUGGGGCAGACCGGGAGCUGGGUGGACUGACGGACACACUGCCUGAGCUGCAAGGGUAACUCCAGAGGAGAGACGGAGCCCGAGUUGUACUCUGGGUCAGGAAGAUGCCCUCUCGCUGUAGGACUGUGCUGCAUAUCGUAACCACCACCCUCUUCGCCACGGUGGUCCUGUUUGGGAUCCUGCUGGCCUAUGUGACUGGCUAUCAGUUUAUCCACACAGAGCAGCACCACCUGUCCUUCGGCCUGUACGGAGCCAUCCUGUCCCUGCAUCUUUUCCUCCAGAGCCUGUUUGCCUUCCUGGAGCACAGACACAUGCGCAGCCCUGCCCGGCCCCAGCACCUGCGGCGCUCUGUGGCCCUGUGCAUCGCAGCCUACCAGGAGGACCCAGACUACCUGAGGAAGUGCCUCUGCAGCGUGCGCCGCAUCUCCUUCCCCAGCCUGAAGGUGGUGCUGGUGGUGGACGGGAACAGACCGGAGGACCACUACAUGAUGGACAUCUUCCAGGAGGUGAUGGGUGGAGUGGACCAGGCUGGCAGCGUGGUGUGGAAGGGGAACUACCACAGUGACGGGGGUGGAGGGGUGGGCAGAGGGGGGACUGGAGCAGCGUCCCUGCAUGCGCAGGAGGCUGCAUGUGUGGCCAGGCUAGUGAGAGGCUGUCGCUACUCCUGUAUCAUGCAGGAGUGGGGAGGGAAGAGAGAGGUGAUGUACACAGCCUUCAAAGCCCUGGGAGACUCUGUGGACUAUAUGCAGGUGUGUGAUUCAGACACAGUUCUGGAUCCAGCGUGCACCAUAGAGAUGCUGAAGAUUCUAGAAGAGGAUGCAAAGGUGGGCGGAGUAGGUGGAGAUGUUCAGAUCCUGAAUAAGUAUGACUCGUGGAUCUCCUUCCUGAGCAGUGUUCGUUACUGGAUGGCCUUCAACGUGGAGCGGGCCUGCCAGUCCUACUUUGGCUGUGUGCAGUGUAUCAGUGGUCCCCUGGGCAUGUACCGCAACUCCCUGCUGCAGCAGUUCCUAGAGCCCUGGUAUCACCAGACCUUCCUGGGCAGCAAGUGCAGCUUUGGCGACGACCGCCACCUCACCAACCGCGUGCUGAGCUUCGGUUACAAGACCAAGUUCACGGCCCGCUCCAAGUGCCAGACUGAAACGCCAACGCGCUACCUCCGCUGGCUCAACCAGCAGACCCGUUGGAGCAAGUCCUACUUCAGAGAGUGGCUAUACAACGCCCUCUGGUUCCACAAGCACAGCCUUUGGAUGACAUACGAGUCUGUGGUGACGGGUUUCUUCCCCUUCUUCCUUGUUGCCACAGUGAUCCACCUGUUCUACCGCGGGCGCCUGUGGAACAUCCUUCUCUUCCUGUUGACAGUGCAACUGGUUGGCAUGGUGAAGGCCACCUACGCCUGCUUCCUGAGGGGCAGUCUGGUCAUGAUCUUCAUGUCUCUCUACUCCCUCCUCUACAUGUCCAGCCUGCUACCAGCCAAGAUCUUUGCCCUGCUCACUAUCAAUAAGGCUGGCUGGGGCACGUCAGGGCGGAGGAAGAUUGUGGUGAACUUCAUAGGGGCGGUGCCCGUCACAGUGUGGGGGGCUGUGCUGCUGGGUGGGGUUGCCUACACCAUCUACUGUGAGACCCAGGAGCCCUUCAGUGAAACCGAGAAAGCGCUUCUCAUCGCUGGGGUCAUCCUGUACGCCUGCUACUGGCUCAUUCUGCUGGUUCUCUACCUGGCUAUAGUGGCCAAGCGCUGCAACAAGAGGGAGGAGCAGUAUCACCUGCCGUACGCAGAGGCAUAAGACAUGGAUCCUUGUUCAGUCCCUUGUGUGCUGCUAGAACAACUGAGCCAGUCUGUGGCCCCACCACUCUGUCUCCAUGGUGCUAAACCUCUGGGACCUAUGGGGCAUGAAUGUGUUGUAGAAUGACAAUGGACGGACAGUUCUCACAUUAACCUGGGAGACUUGGUUAAGUAGGUUACAAACCUUUUCUACAGUACAGAGUCCUCUACCAGUGGCCAUGGUGCUUACCAUGGAUAUAAAGCACAUUAUCACACAGCCCGUUUGGCCAUGGUGGGACAAGGUGUGGUCAGGAUAUACCAGAGAUCAUAAGAGUUAUGACACGGUGUGUGUCAGUAUGAAGCAAUGUUGAUAUGUUACUUGAUGCACUGAGCUGAGGGCCUUCUCUGCCUCAAUCAGGAGACACAAUGAUCUACAGUUGUAUUUUUGUAAUACAAAAAUUGAUAGACAAUCUAACAUUUAUACAAACAUAACUUACAAAUACAUUUGGUGCUGAUGAACAGGCCCAGGGUAAACUUUUAGCUCGUAAGCUAAUGGCUUGCAAGAGUAUUGACACUCAAUUGAAUGAGUCAGUGUGUUUCAGUGGACAUUUUGUUCUAUGGGUACCAAAUUGUAUUCACAUUAUACUGCAGUGUUCAUUAUAGGAUGUACUUUUCCAAGUGAGGAUAAUCCCACAUUAAUUCCAUCAUGUAGACUAUGACCAAAGAGCACUUGUUUUUUGACAUGUCGUACCAUUAAUUCAAUACAAGUACUAACUCCAUUGCUGUUAUUAGUUGUAAAUCCAUGAGAAAAAAUAAAAACAUGAUCCCAUUUUAUCAAGGUCAGGUGGUAUUAGUGUAGGUGCUACCAUGUCUAAGUUGACAUGUGUUUUUUGUUGUUGGAGAAUGGAGAUAACGUCGUGGAAGUUUCCACUUGUGUGCUAUUUAAGUUGUGUUCAUAUUAUUUUAUUAAAUGAGGAUUGCAUAACUUGAAACUUGAACGUGCAAACAAGACACAUAAAACAAUGUUUGUUUACAGACUUGCUCAGCCUCUAUCUACCAAUGGUGCAGUAGGUCAAUUUGAUGGUACAGUACAUUUCCAGAGGUGAUAUAGAUGUUCAAGUACAAACUUUGUGGGCCACCAGGAAUAUGUUUUCAGUGUUGUCUUGGCAAUGACUUAGAGUUUGCUGUUGUUGGGGCUCAUCAUUAUUCAUCUGUCUUAACAUGUAGAUGAGGCCUACCUUUCCCUUUUCAACUCCUGAGGGUGUAUGUCAGGUGACUGUGUAAUAAGACUAUGCACAUGUAUGAUGUGUGUAAACUAGCAGCACCAUAUCAGCAAGUAAAAUUAUGAGUAUGUGUACAUUUAUUUGGCGAAUAAAGGUGAUUUUGAUUCUUCGGAUUUUGACAUAUUUGGAUUAUGUGAAGAAAUGAGAGGCAAGGACACCAUAGAGACGACUGUGACAGUGUUGUCUGACAUUCGUUUGUGUGGUGUGGAGAUGUCAAAUACAAUCUUUGUUAUAGCCUAUCUAUCAGGCUGAACAUCUGCUUUUAGUCUACAAUAUUGUCAGCAAUUUUUGAUUUCCUUGAUACAGCCUGCCACUGUUUGACAACAAAUCAAUCGGUCUCAUAAUGCUGAGUGACUAUAGAUGUUCAGCCAUAUGAUGUAAGCAUAUUUGACAUGAAAAAACCCAGUCUUAUAAUUGUUUUGAAUAUAAUUAUGUAACUAUUCAAUACGUCUGUGACUGAAAAUGUAUGCCUUUUCUAAGGUGUCUCAAUGCCGCAGAACAACUGUUGAGCCUAUCGAACAAACCAUGGUAUCUCAGCUCAUACAACAUUCAAUGUUACAUAAAGGCAAUGUUUCACAGUAUAUUGCAAAGUAAUAUAUUUUGUGUAUUGUAUAUAUUCAAAGAUAUUUUGAAGAUGUACAAGAAUUAUGGGUUUAAGAAUAGACCUAUAUUUAAAAGGAACUAUGGGAUUUGUACAUUUCCUGAAACAAGUGUUUUAUAUUAUUUUUACAAUGUGAUGUAGUUAGCACAAUGAUCUGUUAUUCAGUGUAGUUUGGUCUCUAGUGUUCAACAUUGCCACACUUGUCUUUUUGUAGUUUCAUGGAUGAGAAAUCCCUCAUAUCACCAUUAUCCCUAUUAUGAUUUAGGGAUGAUGCUUCAUGUAGAUUUAGAACAGGCAGUUAUAACUGUCAUGUAAAAGUAGUAAACCAAGAUAGCAUUUCUAAUACAGUAGUAGGGUACAAAAAAAAUCAGAAUCAUGCACCAGCAUAUGGCUAUUGAAACAUAAAAUACACAUUUUAUUGGUAUGUAAUAGCUGAAAAUGAAGUAUUGUAACCACCUAUGUAUUUCAUUAUGUUUAAAUAUAGAAGGCAAGACAUGUUGUUGGAAAAAGGUUUUGUAUUUCAAAUCAAAACAGUUAUUUUUCCGACUUGUACAGCAGUUGAAAAAAAAUGUAUUUUUUAUCUGAAUAAAAAAAUAUUCUCAUUC
Oncorhynchus tshawytscha (Chinook salmon) is the source of this 4839-nucleotide messenger RNA. RefSeq names its product hyaluronan synthase 3-like. The transcript is spliced from 4 exons. The record is from RefSeq and is a predicted model, not a curated record. NCBI's taxonomy places the organism in Eukaryota, Metazoa, Chordata, Actinopteri, Salmoniformes, Salmonidae. The coding region runs from base 696 to 2372 and encodes 558 amino acids. Gene Ontology annotation, molecular function: hyaluronan synthase activity. Gene Ontology annotation, biological process: extracellular matrix assembly; hyaluronan biosynthetic process.